Messenger RNA from Chara braunii, 1424 nucleotides. The record is from the annotation of a GenBank genome assembly. NCBI's taxonomy places the organism in Eukaryota, Viridiplantae, Streptophyta, Charophyceae, Charales, Characeae.
GCUAUCAACCUCGAGCAUUCUUUACGAAAGAGCAAGCCAAUUUUAUUGACAAAUUGAAGUUGAAAGAGGCUGUGGAAGAAGCGAGGAAGAGAGAUCGGGAGGAGAUCUCCAGACUUAGGGCUUUGCAAGAAGAAAAGGAGAAGAAGAGUGGGAAAGGGAGGGGGAGGGGAAGGAAAAAGGGAGAAAGCAGGGUGAACGUGAGAAGGGAAAGACAAGGUGUCUAUGGAGGGAAAAGAAGAGAGUAUGAAGAAAUGGGUGGCCGAAAACUUUGGGAACUCGCUGCGGAUUUUGAUGGCAAAAUUGGAGGAUGUGGAAAAGAAAUCGAAAUUGAAAGAGGGAGAGUUAGAAGAAUUAAAGAUGUUGAGGAUGGAGAAAGGAUUGAGGGAGCUACGGGAAAGCUCCAGUAGUGUGAAACGAAAGAGGGAGCGUGCCUCCCCGGCCAGAGUUGGAAACAACAAAACCAGAUCUAGAAUUAGUGAACUGAGGAGGAGGAGCAGGGGUAAGAAGCCGUUGGAGAUCCCCUCUGACGGCAGUGGGAAGGAGAGGGACGCAGUGGUGCAAGAUCUGGAGGCUAAUAUGGAGGACUCAGUUAGCGGCCUGAAGGAAGUCGCUCAGCUAAAGGACCUACUUUUGGAAAUUCUGGCUGCGAAAGGUAAAAAAAACAGUGGGAGCGGCAAGGGAACCAAGCAAGAUGAGGACAAGGAGAGCGAGAAGGCAGAUUCUCACGAGGAGGAACGCACGGAAAGGGAGGGUGAGGGUGAGCCGAAUGGGAAGACAGGCGACUGUACACUGGGGUUAUAUUUCAAGGACAGGGUGAUUUACUACGACGCCAUGCACUACACAAAAGUGCAAGAACUAUGUAAGCAAAGAGGAGUUGCCUACAAGAGGAAGGAAGCGGGAGUGUGGGAGCUAGCGCGCUUGGAUUUUGAAGUACUCAUGAAGACUGAGAAUAAGGAGGAGAAAAAGGAAGCAGAGGUCAAUGAGAGUGAAGAAGAAACACAUGUAUCGGACAACAGCUCCAACUCCAAUUCUGACAGGAAGUCGGAAGAGGAAGACGACAUUGCGGGAAACUAGACAAUGCGAGCAAAAGAUCAAUUCUGAGGCUCUACAAGAAAUUGGUCAAGAUUCAUGAUGACUUUGGCUCGCUGAUUGAUGAAGACAUCCAAUGCAUUAAGAAAUUCCUUGUCUUAUGUCUGUGCCUAAGGGGUGAUAUCAAAUGGGGAAAAACAUACUGCCGAUAUUGGCUGGAAAUAACAGCGGACAAGAGAAACAAGAUAUUUGAUGCUGACUCUUGUGUGUAUUUACUGAUUUCUCCAUUUUUUAAACUAACGUACGUUGAAAAAACUAAGAGGGCACUCCAAACCAGAUGGAAAGAACACAUGCAUGUGACGAGAACAACACCUAAACAAAAAUUGCAUAAAUGG